UCGCCACAAUCGAUAUUCGAUUACCACUCGAUGCCGGCUCUAUCCGAGCUGGACGACUUCGAUCUAUGUCUUAAGGAUCCAGAAGCUGUGUAUUGCAUCGUGGAUAUGGUCUUGAAAGAAGAUGAUACCCCGUUGUACCAAUUUAUAAAGAACUUCUCAUCGCUCUCGUACAAAAACUACGAGCAUUCAAAGCUCCACAGAGGAGUGUGCGGUUCAAAGCAUUGCGGUCUGAACGUGACGCAUGCGAAUGCCUCAGAAUCCACUGCCACGGCGCUUUUGAAUUGCUUCAACGCAACCAUCCAUCAGGGAUAUGGAUUGCAGGUGGAUUCACUGUCGGUCCGAUACUGCAAGACACAGGGAGACUGGGUUCAACCUGAUGCGCUGGAUUACAUCGUUGGAAUCAUUCUUCUAUCAAUACUUCUUGUCAAUUUCGGAUGUUCUGCAUAUCAUUACUUCUUCCCCGGAGAGAAAGGAAAGGGUAACCAGUACAUGCUAGCUUUCUGCAUCCAGAAGAAUUGGAAAGCGCUUAAAAACGGAGGCAGCUCUGAAGGCGGUUUGUUCAAAUGCUUCCAGGCUUUGAGAGUCUACACCAUGAUAAUGAUUUUGGGUCUCCAUUCGAUGAUAUUCAUCGGCUACGGCUACACCGCUAACCCGGAAUUCAUUGAAAAUUCUUACGACGACUUCUUCAAAGCUCUCCUCUUCAAUGCCAGGGUCAUAGUCCAGAUAUUCUUCGUGAUGGGAGGUUUCCUCAUGGCCUACAAGAUGCUGGUCUACGCUGAAACACACCCGUUUUCUUUGAAGACUGUUCCAAUGGCUUUGGUCAACAGAUGGGUUAGAUUGGUGCCCGCCGUCCUCGUGGUGAUGGGGCUCGCCAUGACCUGGGUCCAGCAUUUGGGCUCCGGCCCUAUGUGGGACGCCGUGGUGAAGAGGGAAAGGGACAUGUGCAGAAUGAACUGGUGGCAAUUGGUGAUUCUGAUGCCGAAUCUAUUCCCGUUCGAGCACUUGUGUCUACCUCAGGCUUGGUACCUCGGCACUGACACCCAGCUCUUUCUCAUCACCUUAAUCAUCAUGCUGAUCAUCUGGAGGUGGCCCAGGAGUGGUGUUCCAGUCCUCAGUGUCGUCAUGGUCAUCAGUCUUCUCAUUCCGUUCCUGCAAAGCUAUUUCAUGGAUCUCUUGCCUAUUAGAGUCAGCAUUUUCCCUGAAUCCAUCAGGAACAUCUUCGGGUACAACUACACGUUCUACCACGCCUACGUGUCAGCCCAGGGUAAUUGGGCCGGUUACCACCUCGGAGUUUUGACCGCAUACUUCUACCACAAAGCCCAGACUGAGAAGUGGAAUCUGGCUGAAUCGAAGAUUCUCAAGCUCCUUUGCCUGGUAUCGGUGCCCGUGGCCUUGGGCACAGUCCUGAUGGGCUGGGAUCUCCACCACCGCAUCGCUUCCACCUUCGAAGCUGCCGCCUUCAACGCCCUUAACCAGAACUUCUUCGCUCUUGCAAUUUGUGUCUUCAUCAUUGGAUGUUUCUAUAGGGUGAACAAAAUCUACGUGAGCUCCGUGGAGUGGGGACCUUUACAGCCUCUUGGCAGGAUGUCCUACUGCGCCAUGUUGCUACACGCGACCAUCUUGAGGACUUACGGUGGUCAGAUGAGGAGGUCAUUCUACGCCACCGAUUACACUGCUAUCAUGUUAUUUGCCGGCAUUGUAUGCACUACGUAUCUAUGUGCUUUACCUCUGUACUUAUUAGUAGAAGCACCAGCUUGCCAGCUGCAAAAACUGCUUCUUGGACCAAAGAGAAGGCCGAAGAAGGACCAAGAAGAUACCAACGCUAACCACGUGAAGCCAGGAAUAUCUACUGUGUCUGUUUCUACAGUAUCUACACAUAUUUAAUUUUAUUAAUUUAGG
Amyelois transitella is the source of this 1899-nucleotide messenger RNA. RefSeq names its product regulator of hypoxia-inducible factor 1. Gene Ontology annotation, molecular function: acyltransferase activity, transferring groups other than amino-acyl groups. Bases 31 to 1884 code for a protein of 617 amino acids. NCBI's taxonomy places the organism in Eukaryota, Metazoa, Arthropoda, Insecta, Lepidoptera, Pyralidae. The transcript has 12 exons. The record is from RefSeq and is a predicted model, not a curated record.